AUGUAUGAAUUGUGCCCGUCAACCGAUCACAUGUACUUGAAAUCUGACUCUACCAAGGUCAAUCUUCUUGGCUUUAAAUCACGUGGCAGUAUCGUGAAACAGAAAGUAGAAAUGUCUGGAUGUACUUUCAGUUGUGAGGCUGGCACCCAAGGAACACGAUGUGAAACCUCUCCCCCGGUGUGUGACCGUAUCAGUCCGUGCACAGACAAAGGCAAAUGUGAUGAAUCGGGAGGAACUGCAAACUGUACUUGUGAGAAAAAUUAUGCUGGGGUGUCGUGCCAGCUGAUUAAAGAUUCCUGUUCCGCUGAUCCCUGUAAUCCGGGAGGAAGCUGUAAAACUCAGACUGUCGGCUACCGCUGCGAAUGUAUGGAUGGCUACCAAGGAGACGAUUGUAAAGUAGAAAGCCCACUGUGUGGUAGUGGUGCCUGUUCAUCUGGACAAUCCUGUGAGCAAGAAGGGAGGGUCGAGUACUGCUUGUGUCCUGCUAAACAAGUGUCUGUGGGAAGUGCAUGUAAAGAUGGUUCACUUGACUUUGACCUAUGGUUUGACAAGGGCAUGGUGUCUGUUGAUGUGUUGUCCGGACAACCUUUCAAGUUAAACAGUGCUGGAAACAUGACAGUGAUGUUCUGGAUUGGUCUGUUGACUGGUGUAUCAAGUGGAACUGUCUUCAAGAUCAAAAACGACAUGGACAGUACAGCGUUCCUAGAGGUUAAGACCAACAAUGUAAGCUUUAAGGGGAAUGAAAUUGCAAUGACAGUGCCUUCUGGCAAGUGGAACCACAUUGCUGUAACUUGGCAGUCCGAUGGAAAGUAUGAACUGAUCAUUAAUGGCAUUAAAGAGAAUGGUGACACUACACCGCCUGCAUUUCAAGAGAAAUUGCUAAGACUUGUGUUUGACAGUCAGUUCACUGGAUAUGUGUCCCAGCUUACAGUGUGGCGAGACAUCUUACUUUACACUAAGAUACUAGAGGCCAUUAAUAAUCCCCAGUAUCUACCUUCAUUUGACCUUGCACUUGGAUGGUAUGACUACAGUCUGACAAAAUCUACCUGGAGACUGACACCAAGUCGAGCAAUGGCCGAUGGAAAACUGUGUGAUGCACAACGAAUCAUGGACUCCACAUACAAGAUGGCUCCACCCUCUAACAACUGCCCUGAAUCAGCCAUUCAUAAGGUAUCCACUUCCAGAACAGUGCAGGUCCGAAAUGUUGUACCAACAAUCACGUUUGGAGGACAAGAACCAAUUACAGAUAACUUGAAAGGUUGUAUUGACAAAAAGCUAGUUUAUCACCCAUCUUAA
Messenger RNA from Gigantopelta aegis, 1296 nucleotides. RefSeq names its product sushi, von Willebrand factor type A, EGF and pentraxin domain-containing protein 1-like. The record is from RefSeq and is a predicted model, not a curated record. Gene Ontology annotation, biological process: establishment or maintenance of epithelial cell apical/basal polarity; heterophilic cell-cell adhesion. Bases 1 to 1296 code for a protein of 431 amino acids. Gene Ontology annotation, cellular component: protein-containing complex; plasma membrane. The transcript is spliced from 9 exons. NCBI's taxonomy places the organism in Eukaryota, Metazoa, Mollusca, Gastropoda, Neomphalida, Peltospiridae.